CGUCAGCCGAGACGGCGCUUCUCCCCCACGGUUGCGGCGGCGAAGUAGGAGGAGCAGCGGGAGCCUCGAGAGGCGGCCGCGGUCUCACGACGGGCCUAGAGCCGCGCCGUCGCCAUGACCAUCUGCCACUUCUUCCUGCAGGGCCGCUGCCGCUUCGGCGAGCGCUGCUGGAACGAGCACCCGCGCGGUGGCGGCGGAAGCGGCGGCGGCGCCGGCGGCGGGGGCCGGCCUCCACAGCAGUACCAGGCGGCGCCCUCCGGUGGUAGCAGAGGGGGAUGGAGCAACAGUUCUCAGAGAUACUCUAAUGUCAUCCAGCCAUCUAAUUUCACCAAAUCCUCAUCUUGGGGGGGCGGCAGAGAUCCAGGGAAGAUAUCCUUUGGGUUCUUUGACUCAGGGGCAUCAAGUAGUGGAAGCAGAAGUGUGGGGUUUUCUCAGAAUAGAUUCUCUUCACUGAGCUCUAACCAAGCGGAUGGGCAGAAAGAUGACGAGGAUAAACUGCUUGAAGGAAUAGUAAAAGACAUGGAGGUUUGGGAAUCUUCAGGGCAGUGGAUGUUCUCUGUUUAUUCACCAAUGAAAGAAAAGCCAAACAUAUCAGGUUUCACAGAUAUUUCACCAGAAGAAUUGAGACUUGAAUAUUCUAACUAUAUAACCAGCAAUAACUUACAAAGCUAUCUAAAUUCCAUCCAGCAAUUAGUAAACCUGUGGAAGAACAGGUUACUUGAACUGAAGAACAUAAAUACAGCCACCAAAGGAGCACUGCUUUCUAAACUGAAGAAUGAAGAGAAUCCAGCAGUUCCUACAUUUGGAUUUCAGAAUCAGGAAACCUCCACAUUUGGUUCCACAGGUUUCCCGGUGAACAGUAGCAGCAGUAGCGGUGUUCAGAAUUUUACUUUUAAGCCAGCUUCAGGAUUGGGUGGCACCCCGCCGAGCAGCAGCAGCAGCAGCAGCAGCACGUCGGUCUUUGGGUCUCAAGCACUAACAGCAGCAUCUUCUUCCAAUUCCACCAUGACCAGCCCUGCUCCCACUUCCUUUGGGUUUGGGGAGCCAGCAGCAGCAGUCUCUGCAGCAUCUUUUUUUUUUAAAAGCCCGGAAGUUUUUAGCUUUGGAUCAGCUGGGUUUUCCGGAUUUCCUGCUUCCUCCCCAUUAGGCACAGCAGGUGCCACUGGCAGUCCUGCCUUUGGGGGAGGUGCUUUUGGCUCCUCUGGCCCCUCAGGCGCCUCAGGUGCCUCGUUAUUUGGACUGCCCACCAGUACCUUUGGGCACAGUGGUACCCCCUCCUCUCUCUCGUCGUCCGGGGGCACUAAUGCAGCAGAGCAGUUAUUCACGCCCAAAAAUGAACUAACAGCAGAGGAGUUAAAACAGUUUGCAGCAAAGAAAUUCACAUUAGGAAAGGUUCCUCUAAAGCCCCCACCCGAAGGGCUUUUGAGUGUGUAAAGGGACAUGCUUUAAAUAUAGGAGAACAUGCUUUCUCAAUGAUGAUUUGAAUAGUGUGCACACAGGCUGCUAACUAAAAUGUCCAGGCUCUGCACAGCAUUUUCUUGGCGUUUUAUUUUCCUUGGUUAUUUUUUCAUGUCCUAGGCCAGGCAGUUCAAGUGAAGUGGAAUCACAGCAAAGAACCAUUAGUAGUUGGGGCCUUCUCCUAAUGUAAUUAUGAAGGGGACAACCUACCGAGGGUUGCCGGUACGCCAGAGGCUUUGUCCUGGCCCCUCACCGCACCGUAACUUUUAGAGGGUGUGCCAUUGUCUAGAGCCCGAAGAGCACAUGAUAGACAGUGGGUCGGCUAGCCGGCUUAGGAAAUGAACCAAACAAACUUAGAACUUUCCUUCAUGGUAAAGGGAUGUGUGUUAAGUAUAUAUUUAAAUAGAACCUGAGAAGUUUUUAUUCCUAGGCAAUAAUAAGAGGCAUUUUUUUCCUUCCUGCAAGUUUGUAUCCCUCUUGAUUUUGCAAAAAAAAAAAGUUUCAAUCGUAGGGCUUGCCAAUUGAAUUACUUUCAGCAUCUCUCUGAUGACUAACAUCCUGAUACCUGAGUGAUUGCUAUAAUCCUGAUAAUUCUUCUCGAUGUCUUGUGAAGAAGAAUAUCCCCAUCUGAUAGAUGAAUAGUGAGAGAAAUGGAAGUUGUGACCUGCCCCAUGAGCUCAUGGUGAGCGCAUAAUGGACCCAGGCUUCUCCGGCUCCCGCCUGGGAGCCUUGUGUGCAGAAUUGUCUGACACGUUGCAGUCUCUUCUUUGUCCUCGGCUCGGAGGAGCCAGUGAUUGUGCGGCUCAGCUCCUGUAAAGGACAGGAGGCAAAGACCUGCAAUUACUACUUGGUCAAAUCUAUUCUAAGUUCUCAAGCGUCAGGAUCUUUUAUCAACCUGGAAAGCUCCACAGCUGGCACUGUAGACGCCGUUGCCGUAUAUGUUGGUGUCUUGUAUUGGGCUGGUUUUUUUAAUGAAAAUAAAAACUUUGCCUAGCAACUGUGUUCUAUA
Dromiciops gliroides (monito del monte) is the source of this 2467-nucleotide messenger RNA. RefSeq names its product nucleoporin 42 (gene NUP42). Gene Ontology annotation, cellular component: nuclear envelope. Lineage: Eukaryota; Metazoa; Chordata; Mammalia; Microbiotheria; Microbiotheriidae. The coding region runs from base 115 to 1434 and encodes 439 amino acids. Gene Ontology annotation, molecular function: nuclear export signal receptor activity; metal ion binding. The transcript is spliced from 7 exons. The record is from RefSeq and is a predicted model, not a curated record.